This is a messenger RNA of Hippopotamus amphibius kiboko, 1209 nucleotides long. Its product is annotated as olfactory receptor 18-like. Gene Ontology annotation, biological process: G protein-coupled receptor signaling pathway. Lineage: Eukaryota; Metazoa; Chordata; Mammalia; Artiodactyla; Hippopotamidae. Gene Ontology annotation, molecular function: G protein-coupled receptor activity; olfactory receptor activity. Gene Ontology annotation, cellular component: membrane. The record is from RefSeq and is a predicted model, not a curated record.
AUGGCUGCCGAUUGGCCUGAUGUUGAUGGAGGAGCUGUCCUAGUGAUUCAGAAACCAGGGGUCUAUUUGAAAUUGCAUGACCUGAAGAAGAACAAGCAUCAGAAGGUCCGGGCUAAGUCUGUCUUCCUGCCAGUCCUGAGCAUUGACCCUGAGACUUUAUCACACACCAGGCAGGAGAGAGGCAGUGAAUCUAUGCUCCUUGGUCAUCUUGCAGCAAAGAUGCAGCCCAACCCACCGUCUCUUCUUUUUCCAAAGGUGUCUAAGCUGCACAGAAUUGGAAAUCUAACAAGGGUCUCAGAAUUCUUCCUCCUGGGCCUCUCAGAUGAUCCAGAACUGCAGCCUGUGCUCUUUAUCCUGUUCCUGUCCAUGUACCUGGUCACCGUGUUGGGGAACCUGCUCAUCAUCCUGGCUGUCACCUCUGACCCCCACCUCCACACCCCCAUGUACUUCUUCCUCUCCAGCCUGUCCUUGGCUGAUAUCGCUUUCAUCUCUACAACUGUCCCAAGAUUUAUUGUGGACAUCCAAACUCACAGCAGAGUGAUCUCCUAUGAGGCUUGCCUGACUCAGAUGUCUUUUUUUAUCCUUUUUGGAGGUAUGGAUGAUAUGCUUCUGACUGUAAUGGCCUAUGACCGGUUCAUCGCCAUCUGUCACCCACUGCACUACCAAGUCAUCAUGAACCCACGCCUCUGUUGCUUCUUCAUUUCCAUGUCUUUUUUUGUUAGCCUGUUCGAUUCCCAGGUGCAGAAUUUGAUUGUGUCACAAUUUACCUGCUUCAAGGAUGUGGACAUUUCUAAUUUUUUCUGUGACCCUUCUCUGCUCCUAAAUCUUUCCUGUUCUGAAACUUUCACCAAUGACAUUGUCAUGUAUAUUUUUUUUGCUAUCUUUGGUUUUCUCCCUUUCUUAGUGAUCUUUUUCUCUUACUAUAAAAUUCUUUCCUCCAUUCUGAGAGUUCCCUCAUCCAGUGGGAUGUAUAAAGCCUUCUCCACCUGUGGUUCUCACCUGUCAGUUGUUUGCUUAUUUUAUGGAACAGCCCUUAGUGCGUACCUCAGCUCAACUGUCUCACAAUCUCCCAGGAAGGAUGUAGUGGCCUCAGUGAUGUACACUGUGGUCACCCCCAUGCUGAACCCCUUCAUCUACAGUCUGAGGAACAGAGACAUCAAAAGGGCCACGUGGAGAUUCCCUAGCAAAAAAAAAAAAAUCUCAUAUUAA